Molecule: messenger RNA, 1473 nt
Organism: Ostreococcus lucimarinus CCE9901
Lineage: Eukaryota; Viridiplantae; Chlorophyta; Mamiellophyceae; Mamiellales; Bathycoccaceae
Exons: 1
Coding region: 1-1473 (490 amino acids)
Molecular function (GO): glycosyltransferase activity
Source: RefSeq, a predicted model, not a curated record
AUGCGGUCACUGCGCGUCGUGUUGAUGGCGUUGUUUCUAUUUUCCGCGAUCACGUCCCUCGCGAUGAUGUCGGUGGGCGUGCGAAGUGUGCACGUGCGGGAGUUCCGGUCGGCGAGUGAGGGGCAGCUGCUCGACGCGUGGUCUUUGAUGAGGCAUCUCGUGGGUCGUCGCGGCGGCGGCGGAUAUCGUCGAGACGCGGCGACGCGAUUCGAUGAGUACGGAUUUCCAACGUUUCGCGCGAUGUGCUCGGACGGUGGCGUCGGUGAUGGUAAAGAUUUUCCUUUACGACGCUCUUCGGGAUACGAUGGUUUCACCGGGCUGUGUGCAUCCAUGGAAAGUUUACCACGACGACUCUGCGUGAAAUCGUUCAGGCAACCGACGCGGACGCGAGUGCGCAACGCUCUCAUUCGACGAGUGGCGAUGAACUGGAAUCGUGCGUUCGACGUGGAGGACUUUCUGAAUCGAAACUUCCAAAACGGUCCGUUUUCAUCGUGCGCUUCGAGCGUCGAUGACGUCAACGACGCCUACUUGUUGCCUUUAAAUCCGUACUUUGAUCGCGUCAUGGACAAGUUGAGACAUUUUUCGGAAAAAGGUCGAAGCGCGAUGGCUCGAGGUGUGAAACACGCGAUAGACUACGCGUCGGCCGAAGAUCCGAACGCGUGGGUGAGGAGCGGUGAAAGUUGCAGUCGCUUUUCCGUCAUUACUCACGGUUCGAGCACGAUGUCUCUGUUGCGACACAAGGAUGUCAUCUUAUCGACGACGUUUGUCGUCGCGUCGUCCGAGACAAUCUCACCCUCGCGUCCGCACACUUCGCAAGCACCGUUUCAUCCCGAUAAGGACGUCAGCGCCAUCAAUAGUUUGAGUUUUGUGAUACCGCUGCACGCGGCGAGACGGAGAGCGUUCGCCAACGCCGAGAGAGAGACUCUAUUAAUGUUUCGAGGGGCGAUCAAUUCGUUUCCGAAUCGUCGCGAGAUCGCGGACUUCUUGCUCAAAAAUACGCGCGGCCAGAUGUAUGACUUGGGUCCGAGUUGUUCCACGUCGAAAGAAUACACCGCGAAGAUGAAAAACUCGAGAUUCUGCCUGUACAUGCGCGGGACGCGCGUGCACAGUCCGCGAUUGAUCGAGUCCAUGCUCUUUGGAUGCGUGCCGGUGAUUCUCGCCGACGACUAUGAAUUACCGCUCAGUUGGCUCGUCGAUUGGUCGGCGUUUUCGGUGAUGAUACCCGAGAGGGACUUUCAAACGAUACCAGACGCGUUGGAGCGUGCGAAUUCGGAUUGGGACGCGAUGCACAUGCGACUACAGAUGGUGUUGCCGUUGUUUCUCUACCGUCGCCGACCGCUCGUCGGCGACGCGUUUUGGGCCACCGCGCUCGGCGUCGAACGUCAACUCCGCCGCCGCCGCGCGGAGUGCACCAAAAACGUAUUCGCGAACGUGUCCAUUCCUUGGAACACCGUCGGUGCGGACACCAAGUGA